Messenger RNA from Ceratitis capitata (Mediterranean fruit fly), 1519 nucleotides. Its product is annotated as PRA1 family protein 3-like. Gene Ontology annotation, cellular component: membrane. Bases 224 to 763 code for a protein of 179 amino acids. The transcript has a single exon. The record is from RefSeq and is a predicted model, not a curated record. NCBI's taxonomy places the organism in Eukaryota, Metazoa, Arthropoda, Insecta, Diptera, Tephritidae.
AACACUACAUCGCCAAGCUACACACAAUGCAAUAUGCUGCGUAGCACGCUGUAUCGUGUGUACUUUGCAUUACAGUAUUCAGCCCCGAUAAAUGGGCAACACGUAACACUUUAGUGCUUUAUAAGGCCCCUAUUAUAAAAUUGUAAAUCUAUCAAGUGAUAAAUAUUAAUUUGUGUUACGAUUUCACACAAAUCGGUGUUAUUUCUUCAUUUAAAGGUUGAAAAUGUCUUCCUGCGCAAAUAUAAGUGAUGCUUUGUCAAGUCACAAUUUGGAAUUUGCUCCAAUGCGAAGUUUGGACGAAUUUAUGUUCGGUUCUGCUCGCUUUCAAAUACCAAAUGUGAGAGAUUUGGACAAAUGGGGCAAUCGUGUUGUGAAAAAUUUACUUUAUUAUCAAACAAAUUAUUUUGCAAUGUGUCUGGGAAUUUAUGGUUUAUUGAUUAUAUUAAACCCACAGAAAUUUUUUUGUGGUUUAAUCAUUCAGUCAAUAAUAAUUGCGGUAUUAUUGCGUUUUUUUGUAAAAAGGCCACAUUCUAAAUUCAAACUUACGGCCAGUUGGUCGAAUAUUUCACAAGGAAAUACUAAUCAAAAAUGGUAUUUUUUGGCAUGUGUUCUGAUAUGCGGGUACCUGUUUUUGCAUUGGUCAAAUGCAAUUUUUUUGACAAUAUUUACCGUAUUGUUACCAGUGUCACGUAAGUACUACUCUCUUUAUAAGAGAUAUUUAAUUAAAGAGUAUGUAGUUUGGAUGAGCACAACGCCAGAGUGAGUUUUAUUUUCAUUAAUAAAUUUGGUAUAGAGGAAAAUGCCUUGAGGCUGAGCUUUAGUCUUCAGCUGCUUUCGAUAUUGUAAACAAACAACCAGGAAUUUCGACAUGAAUCUUCGUAAGAAUGUCGACAGAAAUAUUCGGGAAAACUUUAGUAUAGAGCCUGUGAUCAGGAAUGGUUAAUUAUCCAAAAUAUAAAUUUUGUCGCGCGCAAUUUUUUAGUUCAAACGUUAUAAACAUCUAAAGUCACACUUUUCAUAUGCAAAGAGCCUGUUUCUGCUUUACUUAUAAACAUACUAACAUCCCUUGGCUAGGCAAGCGUUGCCUUGUGUAGAACUGUAUUCUCGUAUUUUCAUUUUGGAAUUUCUUUUUAAUAUAUGUACAACACCAAAAUUCAAAGUAAUUGCUUUACGUACAAAAAUUGAAGGAUAAAAAUCCAAUAUUUUUGUAAUUUUAAAUUUAAAAUAUAUCAAAAACUAGAGGUCUCCGGUAGGCUAAGUCAUCUGUGUCUGAGAGAGAAUGGAGCCCCUUUCACCCUCUAUAACUCACUUUUCACCAACUGGACGCAGGAGUACUGGCUCGAAUUACAUGUGAAGUUCGAUAACGUGAAUAUUCCGACCAUAAAUAUACCAAAGAAAUUGGGAGUCACACUACAUACAGGCACCCAUUUACUUCGCGUACGACCGUAAUUGCCUCAAAACUCAAGAGCCGCAACAAAAAACAAAUACUCAAAGUGAUAGCCGGCAGCACCUGGGGUAA